This is a messenger RNA of Amoebophrya sp. A120, 4100 nucleotides long. NCBI's taxonomy places the organism in Eukaryota, Dinophyceae, Syndiniales, Amoebophryaceae. The record is from the annotation of a GenBank genome assembly.
AGAACCUGACAGGUAAAUAGGCAAGUUGAUCCGCGUAUUCGUGGUCUUCGUGUCUGCGUGUUCUCUAUUGCCCCCACCGGUCUUGCUGAAUCGAAUUCAAACCUAAGUCGUAAAACAAGCUCGACGAAGCUUCUGCAAUAGAUACCACCGAAUCAUCUUAGAGUUGUGAAAAAGCAAAUUACAAAAAGACAGAGAAAACAACAAACGCGGAUAAUAAGUUUGAGCUCUUCAUCCCCUUCCUCAUCUCCAAACUAUAACUCAACCCAUCUUGAGAUUGAGUUCUUGCAAUUUCCAAGAAAAAUGGGCACUGCACGUGCACGACAAGCAUCGGGUUGCGGUCGCUUUCCUCUGCGGGCGCUCUCUUACCUUUCGGCUGUAGCCACUUAUCCCGGAAAAUGAAACUGCAUCAGAGGGAUACUUGUGUCGAAGAUACGGCGACAAAUCGCAGGCAAUAGAAUCUUUGCAGGAAAGUAGGCAGCGUAGGUAGCAGUGUGUGGCUAAGUUGCAUAAGCCUUAGCGGUCGUGGCUGAUAAUCCAUGGUGUCUGUGCAAUGGAAUCGCAAAUUCAAAUUGAUAAUACUUUUGUGUGUUUUUGAUUUUUAUUGUGUCGAAAUGAAACGCUGACGACGACGGGUCGGCAAGCCCCACUGAUGCAGCUUUUGCGUGCGAUGGCGCCAAUGGGCUGUUGUGCCGCCUCUUUUGCCAGCUGCCAGGUGGUAUCUUAACUUCAACGUUUCGAUUUGUGUAUGGGCGUCGUGAAGCGGUGUUUAUCCGACCAAAAAGUGUGAAUGGCAAGGGUUGAACGUUUUUGCGUAAUGUUGCAUUCGUGGCCUUGAUGAUGCACGUUGUUCGGGCCACUGUUUCUUCAUCUUCGCAUAUAAUGAAUAAUGCGUUCAGAUACUCCACGCAUUAUUUAUAUUUUUGCAGAAAAUCAUGUUGCGUGACAGAAACAGAAUGUUUUAGGAACUGAACGAUUUUUGCACAAGACACUUGCAUAUAAGUAAGAGCCGAUGAAAUACGCAUCUUGUUCUGGACCUGGAGUAGUACUUUUUGGCUGGAUCAGACCAGAAUCGCUCAGCAAGGAGAAAACGAAAACGGGGGAAAGUAAGAAAAAGGAAGCCCAAGCCCACAAAGUACAGGAAGAGAAAAAAGUGCUUCACUCCGCCGAACGACAACGACGUGACACGGCCGUUGGCGAAAGCGACCAAAAAGUAUCGAGACAAAAGCCUCAGUCAAGUCAAACUGUGUGUGCGCAUUUCUGUCAUGUCGUUGGAGAUGAGCGUCGUGAUCCACCAUACGACUUGUUCGGUACCUCGCAACAAUGACAUAAUAAAUUGCGAUGCAUCGAUAAGUGCAUCGUACUAGAAAAGGAUACAAAGUGCUGGUAAUUCGAGGGUCACCAGGUUUUUUUUCCUUCAAUCGUGCUGCCGUUAGACAUGACUUAUGGUCUCACAAGGAUACGAUCACCAAUGGUCGGAAGCCGAUUUCACUCUUGGUCGUGUCGGCAAAGCCUGGGCCGCAGCGAAAGAGAUAUGGAGUUGGGGAAAGAAAAAGGUCACGGAGAAAGUCCAAGAAUUUUCUGUAGUUGCUCGGAGAAUUCAGAAUGGAAAAUGCAAGUGCAAGAAAAAUCCGAUGAAAAAUCCGUAUCACGAAAUUGCGCUUUCGGGGGAAAAGCAAAGGUACACCAGCGAAGUCCGGGAAGAUCGCAGUGUAUCCAGACAACGAGGCCCUGAGUGAAGCAAAUGCAAAGUUUGCCUGAGCUGCAGAUGUGCAUGAAGACUCCUAAAUGUCGACGACGGGCACGGUACUUAUCUGAUACCGUGCCCGUGGUCGACAUUUAGGAAUCAUAUGCUAUCAUGGGUGCCUUUAUAAGACUUCUCAGAAGAUCGGCUUGCUAGUACUGUCGGCCUUGAUAUUAUUGCGCCGGAAUUGUGGUAUGCGAAGGAGUAUGACUAUGAGUUGUAUUUCUGACGGGGAAGAAUUCCUACUCAGCUGCGAUUUAUACGACGAUUACAAGAGAUGAGACGCAAAGGGGGUGGAGUCAGUCGCGACAUAAUCUAACGCAUAAAUAAGCUGAACAGAUACAGAUUGCGUUCGUCGUCAAGCUCUGGCAUGAUGCCGCGCAAGUGUCCACUUUCAGUUUCACUCCACUCAGGGCUUUGCCGGAAUAAGGGGGGCUGUCGCAGCCACCCAAGCUGUACCUCGGCGUGAUGCCGCAGACUGAUAAAGUGUCGUACGAAAUUGGGCGUUCUGUGUUGCCCGUUUGUCGUCCCAUGUGGCGACAGUUGAUCAGACCGGAAGCUUCCUCGGGAAAGGAAAUCAGUGCCGUUGUUUCUUUCAGCAAUGUGCAGACUGAAACGCCCCACACGCCGUGGGCUAGACUGUACAAGGACAGGAAUCUGUUACUGCAAGAGUCGCGUUGGAGUUGGCCGGGGUGGAAAUCGUCCAGUCCUGCUCCGGAAAAAUUGUGCAACGAACAAAAAACUCCCGCGGGUUUGAAGGUUGUCACGUAUGACGACGAUUUCUUGGAGGCGCAACACGACGAGAAAUUAGACAAGGACCAUCAGUGCUACGACGUAGACGAGAAAUUAGACGAGAAAUUAGACGAGGACAUCGUAGACACGGGCGGCGAGAUGAAAGUGAAGAUUUCACACAAGCAGUUCUGUAUCAGAGAAUACGGAAUGGAAAGGCGCAGCGCAACAUUUUCCAGUAGGGGCUCUAUCUACACAAGGCUCGAUGUUUGGCUUUUUGCACUUUGAUUUGGGGGGCAUGAGGCAGAGAAGUACCGUAGGCAGCUCAUGAAAAUUGAAUGAUAAUGGACGCGUCUUACGGUUACGACAGAUGCUCGAAGCAAGCAUGAACAGGGCUACAACUUACAUUGACGUUGCAGUAUUGUAGCUAACGACGCUCGUCAAUACACUAAGCAUAAAGUAGGAGCCCUUGUGUCUGGUAUCGAUGUUGUUCAGUGUGGCUCUGUGUUGAUCCAAAAUCGAAAUACCGAGAAACAGCAAGUGUACACUACAGCCACACAGACUCAGCCUCGCUGGUGUUGCCUUGGUGCGAUAGCGUCGCUUGGAAUGGUGUUUGUGCAGUCUUUCCUGUGUAUACCUUCCACAAACCUCUUCCGCCCUUGAUGCUGGACGCAGCGGCGGACCAGAUCUACGCGUUUUUGAAGCAAGGGAAGAAUACCUAUGUACAUUGCAAGGCUGGGAUGGCCCGUUCGGGCAUGGCUGUGAUCGCUUUUUUGCUGAAGUACGGCAGUGUGACGGACAAGUCGUCAGAAGUACCUCGAAAGCCAACUGUUUCGGAGGCGAUCGCAUACGUGACGGCGAUGCGACCGAUAUGGAACCGAUGAAAACUGCUGGAGUCAAUAGAGUAACCACAGUGCCACCUCGCUCACGCAGCGAGUAGUAGCCACAGUAGUAGAAGUGCAAGCGUUUGUCUUUUUACUCUGUCAUGAAACAGAAAUUGGCUACGAGAUUAUGCUUGAGACCGGAACCGGAUCUCCGCCUAUAAUCGAGUCUGCUUCGUAUAUUAAUUAGUUUGGAGGUGUGACCUGUUUAGGUAUCUUGCUGCAACGCCAGCAGUUGUAUCCCCCUGUGAUGCACGGUCGUUAAAGUGGCUUAUAGCUGGGAUAAGAUUGAAGAAUUGCUCGUGUAUGACGCGAUGCUGCGUUUGAGCUUGCCUCCCGGAGACCUAGCGGAGGAUCUAGCGGAGGAUGUAGCGGACCUAGCGGAGGGCGAUAAAAUUCAAUGGUUGGCGGGCGCAGGGGACAAAGCGUGGUCAAUCUUUUCUCUGGACGUCGAUGCCCUACCAAUGACCGACGGUGAUGGAGGAGGACAUCGUAGCGCAGAUUUUUAUGUCGCGUUGCAGUACCUGCUGCAGACCCUAUUCGAUGGGUUGGGCGCUUUCAGAAAGGAGCUCAGAGAACCCAAUUCGCUGAUACACAGCCACAUUUCGUGUGUGCAAGAAGAUAAGCGAUUUUUUAAGUGGUUCACAAAGCAGGUAGGGGCAGCGAUCGAGACUGCGCCAAGGCCGGCAGUGGUCAAGGCUGCGACAGCAAAUGGCAAAAAUGGAGACGAUGAUGACGAUGAUGCUUAA